GCGUCUCAGGACAACCUCUGCCAAACCUGAUACACCCUCUCUCCACUACCAACGACACGACACGACACACGCCAAUUCCCACCACACUCGCUACCCGCGCGACGCUCAUCGCUACCGAUCGCGCACUACAUUGAUUAAUUCUUUGACGACACGCCUGCUUUGCCAUCGGGGAGGACUGUAAGGGGGACCAGGAAGGGCCUUUGGGGCUCAGGGACCGUUCGGCGUCAUGGACCGACGCAGCAGCGACAACAACGAACCGCCGCGCCAGCUGAGCAACCCCGAUGUCUUUGACGACGACUACGAAAUCGACCCCGACGAGGAUGAUUUCAUGCCCUCCGUCUCGGAUGGCUUCCGACCAGCCAACGCGAGCCAGCCCUGGCAGGGCGACCGCCAAAAUCACAACCGGAUAGACGCGCUGCAGCGACAACCAUCGACCUCGAAAGCGCCCGAGAGCCACCAGAGCGACCUAAGAAGGACGGCGACGCGAAACAGCACGGCCAAGGUGCGGGAUUCGAUGACGCAAGAUGGUGGCCGACCGCCCCUCAACCGAGGGCCCAGCCACCACAGGCCCCUUGGACAUCGCGACUCUGUGAGCUCUGCGGGAUCUUUUGCGACGACCAGCAACUCUGAGAACCCGUUCGAGACGGGCCCGAGCCACCCGUAUGGCAUGUACCCGCAGCUAUCAAUGGCACGGCCACUUAGCGUAGCAACAAGCUCGACGGAACGCCAACCGCAUCGAUCAAUGUCACUGCAGCGGCCGACACAUCCCUAUGCCAUGUACUCGCAAAGCGGCAUUGUCGACCAAGAGUCACCGGACGAGCCAGCCCAGCCACCUCCACCUCAGGUCCAGUCGACUAUUCCCGUGGGAUUCCCGGGCCUGAACAACGGCUACCACAGAGUGCUUGGACCGGAUGGCGAGGAGCAGGAUAUCAUCGGACCCGACGGACACACCGAGCAACUGCCACCGUACUCGAGAUUUCCAGAGGAAGGACCCACCAAGGCUUCCUUGGCAGCCGAGGCAAGCGCGUCGUCGCGUGUCAUUCCUGCGCCCGUCCAAGUUGACGCAGAGGAUCCUUUCAACACACCCGCAUCUCCUGUCUCACCGCUGAGCACUACCUCAUUCUCGCCACCCCCUCUACCUGCCGUUCCUUUGCUCCCGUCCGUCACACCCGCCCGGUUGCCACCUCAGAGACCAGAAACCCAAACCGGCAACCUAGCGGCUACCAAUUCUGCCGCUGCACAAAGCAGUACCGUGCCAGCAGAACCCUCUGACUCGUCCUCUGCAUCUCUACUGGCGUCUGAGAACCACUUCUCGGAGAAGGCAGAGCCAGUUGAAGGCAAGGUCAGCUGGCGUAAGAGGAAACUAUGGGGAAAGGUGCCUAUGGGUGUCGCGCUCGUAGUCCUUGUCCUCAUACUAGUAUUCUCUGUCGCCCUUGGAGCAGCCAUUGGUACCUUUGCUGCCAAGAAACACAAUGACGACGACGACGACCAGAAUGGAAAUGGCGGCCCUCAUGAGGAAGCGCAACCUCAGGUAACGGGCCAAAACGGAUCACUUUUCGACGCUGUUCCCAUCUCAACACCAUCUGGUCUCUUACCGCUGCCAACAGGAUCCUUCGCACUUCCUUUGGGUAUACCGCAAGAGCAAAACGCGGGAUGCUUGACACAAGCAAAUCAGUAUUCUGCAUGGUCAUGCAAGAUGACUUUUGCCCCGCUCGUUAUAACUAUCAACGACACCGUCAUUGGUGGCGAAACUCAACAAGUUGCGUCGAUGGGUAGCGGACCUUCGGUGCCGGCAAACUCUGUACUGUAUGGCCUACAGACUCCUUUGCUUGAUACUAAGCCGAUGGAGCUGGUGCUCGAUCUGGAUUUCAAGGGCUACGGUCCAGCCUAUCAUUUCUCUGCUCGAUACGACAAGCUAGUUGUCCUGCAACCCACUGAGCUCAGUUUCGGGUCAGGACUCUCGAAACGACAAGACGAGAAGUACAGACAGCGCUUCCAGGUUCAACCUGGCGAUACCCCCUGGUUUUGCUACUGGAAUGAAACAUACAUCGAGGGCUACAUCUACGCUGAUGACAACUCGACAGCAGCUACCUUUACCUCGUUCCCUACCCAAUGGCCCACGCCUACGCCCACGCCCGAAACAACCGACAAUGGAGCUGUGAAUGUUGCUGUUGCUGUGGCGACUGAGAGUAGUGUCUCUACUAGCUCUACACAAACUACUGCAGCGUCUCCAACAAAUUCCCUUGUCGACCUGGCCGCCCCGUCACCCGUUCGCGCUCGAGACUCCGGAUCGGAUGCUUCUUCGCCCCCUCGUAUGCCACCUUAUCCCCGGAUCGUCAAGAUAGAAGAACGCCGUCUUCCCGAUUCGCCACAACCAUACUGCCAACAGAUGCUCAUGCUCGAUAACUAUGACAUAGUAACGUCACCUAGUCCGAACGAUAGCCCAAUCAGGAUAUGGUUGCAAGAAUCAGAUCCUAGCUAUGAAGAGUACUUUGCUGCUCAACCUUCCCAAACCAUCACAUUCGACAGGAAGACAAAGCGCGAAAAUCUUGUUGAUAUCCAGCGCCGCGUGGACCCUCAGGAUGCUUGUCACUGUCAGUGGAUGUUCAAGUGAACAACGGACCUGGUUUAGAGCACUUCUUUUCUUCUUGCAACGAUGUCACAGCAUGAUUGUCGAUCUCCUUUCUUCUCCACACGGGUAUAUUGGGUCCAUUUCGCCUGUUCGGUGUUCCACGGCGUUCUGUUAAUAUUGACUCACGAGUCUAUACGCAUCACUGGCAUAUUUCGGUUUCUUUUACUCAUCUCUUUUUGUUUAGUCAAACAUGUAGCAUGCUAUGUUCAUAGCUUUCGCGUUUCUGUAUCGUCUCUGGGACGGAAAGUAGGCCCUGUUUUUUUUUUGGGCUAUACUGGCGCAUAUUGUCGCGGCGCUGCUUCUGUAUAUAUUGCCCUGGGGGAGUUCAGAACCGCGAGUACAAAUUUCGCGUGAGUUCAUAUUGGAAAGGGAUAGAUAGAAGAACAACAUUAUUUACAUUGACUGGG
Alternaria rosae is the source of this 3039-nucleotide messenger RNA. RefSeq lists its product as uncharacterized. The record is from RefSeq and is a predicted model, not a curated record. NCBI's taxonomy places the organism in Eukaryota, Fungi, Ascomycota, Dothideomycetes, Pleosporales, Pleosporaceae. Bases 227 to 2614 code for a protein of 795 amino acids. The transcript has 2 exons.